ACCUUAAUCCUAAAACGUAGAAGAAGAAACCAACCGGAAGUACACGGUCGCAACAUCCGCAAGCGAAACACAGCUACAGUAGCUAGCGAUUGGUGUUACAUAUCUAGUUAAGAUUUUCCUCGAAGCAUGUCUGAAAGAAAAGUUUUAAACAAAUACUAUCCCCCAGACUUCGACCCUUCAAAAAUCCCAAAGCUCAAACUCCCCAAAGAUCGUCAGUAUGUUGUCAGAUUGAUGGCUCCAUUCAACAUGAGGUGUAAGACGUGCGGAGAGUACAUUUACAAGGGGAAGAAGUUUAAUGCUCGCAAAGAGACUGUUCAGAAUGAGCUGUACAUGGGACUUCCCAUCUUCCGGUUCUACAUUAAGUGUACUCGUUGCUUGGCAGAGAUUACCUUCAAGACUGAUCCUGAGAACACUGACUAUGCCAUGGAACACGGUGCCACAAGGAACUUCCAGGCAGAGAAACUGAUUGAGGAAGAGGAGAAGAAGAUACAGAAGGAGAGAGAAGAGGAGGAACUGAAUAACCCCAUGAAGGUUCUGGAGAACCGAACACGGGACUCUAAAAUGGAAAUGGAGGUUUUGGAAAAUCUUCAGGAGCUGAAGGAACUGAACCAGAGGCAGGCCCAGGUGGACUUUGAGGGAAUGAUUGGCCUGUACCGAGACCUGGAGCAGAGAGAAAAAGAGCGUGAGAAAGAGGAGGAUGAGAGAGAUACCAGAGAUAUGUUGGAGCGAGCUCUGGUUAAGAGACUGAGAGACUCAGAUUCUGACCCAGAUGAGGAGAACAGCAGAACUAAACCAAAGAGACCCAGCACAGACAAGCCUACUGACAUCCUGACCACAGACAAACCCACAGAUACACAGGGGCCCUCUGGAGGGGUGAAGAAGCCUAAAGUGGAGAGCUGGGAGCGGAGUGUGGGAACCCUGGGUGGUGGAGGAGCUUUGGGAUCACUGGUUGUGAGGAGGAAACCAGUGGGUGAUGUUGUUAGCAAAGCUGGGUCAACUGGCCCUCCAGCAGCCACGUACUCCCACCCAGUCUCAACAACUGUUCCACCUGCUGCCCCAGCUAAACUGUUCGCCACACAGAAUGGGUCAUCUCUCAGCCUUGUAGGGGCAUAUUCUGACAGUGAUGACAGCGAAUGAGAACAGAGGAGAAACUGAUAAGGGCCUAGUGAAACAUGCUCAUCCCUGGACUUCCCAAACAGCAUAUAUGUUGUGGUUUUAUCUUGUUAUGAAAGUCAACUGUCUAGUGUCCAUGUAAUCAAGGUGUUUUUUUGGCCCUAAACUGUUAAGAUUAAAUCUUGAAAAUGCAAUAUGGGUGGGGAAAGGUGCCUGCUGUUACAUACCUGGUGUGCACUGGUCUGCGUCUUGUUUGAAUCAGACCAAAGUUUGGGGUUUGGUGUUUUCACUUUGGUUUGUGGAGAUGUGUCAACAAAAGAGAUGCUUCUGUACAUCAAACACUAAAGAAACCUGAGAUCAGCCCUUUUGGAUUUGAUACACAUAGUCCUUACCCAAACCUGUAAACCUGGCAUGCAUUUGUUGGGAUUAAAAAAUUAAGUAAAUCUGUGGUUCUCAAAUCCUCAUUAUCCAUAUAAAAUGUUAUGGCCUUGUUAAGCAGAAAAGUGUAUUCAAUGUCAAAAUAUUUUUUUAUUGUAGUAAUUUUAAACUGCGAGCGUUGACUUGUAUAGAGAAACUAUCAACAACCACUCAAUUAGCCUAUAGAUAUAUCAUCGCGGGCACAGUGCCCGUGAUGUCGGUGACACAGAUUUCUGGAAUUAUAGAUAGUGCAGUGUCUGAUGCAGCUGGUGAUGACAGUUAUCAGUGGUUUUGGUACCUAUAUUUCUCAGAUCACAAGUUUCUGUCAUCUCUGAAGUACCCAAUCAACCACAUCUAUUCUCGUCAAAUUGACAAUGCUGUGGUAGCCUACAUUCAUGCAAAUGAUUAUGUAGCCUUCAUUUGUCUGCUGUUUCCCAUGUUAUGAAUUGCUGAUGUUAUGUUGAUUAAAAU
Osmerus eperlanus (European smelt) is the source of this 2001-nucleotide messenger RNA. RefSeq names its product YJU2 splicing factor homolog (gene yju2). The coding region runs from base 127 to 1137 and encodes 336 amino acids. The transcript is spliced from 8 exons. The record is from RefSeq and is a predicted model, not a curated record. Lineage: Eukaryota; Metazoa; Chordata; Actinopteri; Osmeriformes; Osmeridae. Gene Ontology annotation, cellular component: U2-type catalytic step 1 spliceosome. Gene Ontology annotation, biological process: mRNA splicing, via spliceosome.